Molecule: messenger RNA, 1719 nt
Organism: Rotaria socialis
Lineage: Eukaryota; Metazoa; Rotifera; Eurotatoria; Philodinida; Philodinidae
Source: the annotation of a GenBank genome assembly
AUGAGCUAUCGUCCACGAAUACCAUCACUUAAUGAUCAGUAUUGUCAAGUGUGCUCAGUAUCAUCAUCAUCGUCGUCGUUGUUGAAUAAUGAUAAAAUUAGACAUUUAUCAUGUUUUUCUUGUGAACAUUGUCGUUUAUCAAUGUGUUAUGAAUGUUUUGAAAAACAUACAAGUCAAUUAAUUUAUGAAUAUUCUGAAUUACAACAAAGAUUUAAUCGUUUGAAAAAUUCGUGCGAUGAUAGACAACAAUAUCUCGGACAAUUUCAAGAACAAUGUCUACGCAGUGUGAAUUCUGCAUUUGAUGAAGCAUCCAAUGAUUUAGAAAAUCUUCGACGUGAAAGUAUUAAUUAUGUUAAACAACAAUUUAAUGAUGCUAACAUAGCUUUAUCGGAUAUGAUGACAGAGAUCAAACCACUUAUUGCUCAAGCCCAACAACAAUGGACUCAUGAUGGUAUAACAAAAAAUCAUAAGGUUGAACUUGAAACACAACGAAAACAAAUAAAGGAUAUUGAAUAUCGUCUUAAUGUAUUUUCAUCGCCGAAAAUGUACAUAAGAAUGUCAACAUUUCCACGAAAUAAAAUUGAUUUAUAUUGUCAACCUGUUUCAGAUGCAUAUAAAUCAACGAAAAAAUUUGCUGCUAGCUAUCCAGGUAAAACCGUUACAACAAGAUGCUCAUUCAGUAAACCUAAUGCACUACAAAGUGAAAAAGUCGAUGUUGAAACAGAAGUUGAAGAACUUAAUCCAAAUAUAUUUAUGAAUAAACAAAUUCAAACCGAUCCUAUGAUUGAUUAUACGCGUGAUAUUGAUGAUGAUGAUGAUGAUGUUGAUCAUUAUUUAUUCGAUGAAACAGAUCAAAUAAAUAAUCGAAUUAAUGCAGAAAAUUGUUUAAGUUCACGUUAUACUCAACAAGGUACAAUAUUAACACAAAAUGAAGUUGAUCGAAUUGCAAGUGAUGGUGAACAAUUACUUUAUUAUUCUGAUACAUCAAAAACGCUUUGUUGUAUAAAGAAUAUAUUACCUACUAAGCAAGCUAAUGGUACAUCAACAACAAACGAAAUAUCAUGUCGAUGGCCACAUCAUCCUGUUCUUGAUUUAAUUUAUUCUCCUGGUUCAUCACAAUUUGUUUGUGCAACUAAAACCGGUGUUUAUACGUGUACUGUUAUGAUGUCAACAAUUGAUAUCAGAGUGCAACUAACACAAAAUUGGUCCUAUGCUCGAUUAUCGGCUGAUAAAAAUUAUAUUUGGAUUUGGACGGAUACUCCACGAUCAAGUCAACUACGUACAUAUACAACGAAAACAUUUGAUUGUAUAAGAAUUUUCAAUUUAAAUGAUUAUCCACGAUUUUUGGAUAAUAGUACAUCAUUUUGUAUAAGCUCGAAUGUUUUAGCAACUCUAUUUCAAUUUCGACCAACGACCAAUACGUUAUAUAAUCGUAAAAAUUUUCAUCUAACACUUUGCGAUAGCAAUGAUUUACAUGAAUUAUGUACUAUACGGUUGGGUGAAUGUGACAUUGAUCAUGAAGUUCGUGUUAGUAAUAAUGGAUUAUUUUUUAUAACAAAUGGUAGAAAGAAAUUAUGGAUUGUUGAUCAAAGUGGCAAAAAAGAAUAUGUGAAAUUGUUUCGACUCGGACGAGCUCUAACAAUUCAUAAUAGAAAUACUGUUAUAGUCGCAAAUGGUACACAACAACUACAAUGUGUUGAAUUUAUACACUCUGAAUAG